Messenger RNA from Xenopus laevis (African clawed frog), 2505 nucleotides. It is a transcript of the gene tubb.S, whose product is annotated as tubulin beta chain. Bases 124 to 1458 code for a protein of 444 amino acids. The transcript has 4 exons. The record is from RefSeq and is a predicted model, not a curated record. NCBI's taxonomy places the organism in Eukaryota, Metazoa, Chordata, Amphibia, Anura, Pipidae.
CCGCCCUCUUCCUCUUCUAGCCGGCUGCCUCACUUAUUGCUGUCGCCAUUGUCUCGGACGUUCCACUGCAGAACGCGGCUGUUUCUAACGUUCCAUCCGCCGAACAUCUCUUACGCCUGAACCAUGAGGGAGAUCGUGCACAUCCAGGCCGGCCAGUGCGGCAACCAGAUCGGCGCUAAGUUCUGGGAGGUGAUCAGUGACGAGCAUGGGAUUGACCCCACCGGCACCUACCACGGAGACAGUGAUCUGCAGCUUGACAGAAUCAGCGUCUACUACAAUGAGGCUACAGGUGGUAAAUAUGUGCCUCGAGCCAUCCUUGUUGAUCUGGAGCCAGGAACUAUGGACUCUGUGCGUUCAGGACCCUUUGGACAGAUUUUCAGGCCUGACAACUUUGUCUUUGGUCAAAGUGGUGCUGGCAACAACUGGGCAAAGGGCCAUUACACAGAAGGUGCUGAAUUGGUAGACUCUGUACUGGAUGUUGUGAGAAAAGAGGCAGAGAGCUGUGACUGCCUACAGGGCUUCCAGCUCACUCACUCUCUGGGUGGUGGAACAGGGUCUGGUAUGGGCACCCUUUUGAUAAGCAAGAUCCGGGAAGAAUAUCCUGACCGCAUCAUGAACACCUUUAGUGUUGUGCCCUCUCCAAAGGUGUCUGAUACAGUGGUAGAACCAUACAACGCAACUCUUUCUGUUCAUCAGCUAGUUGAGAACACAGAUGAAACCUAUUGCAUUGACAAUGAAGCACUCUAUGACAUCUGCUUCCGUACUCUCAAGCUUACCACGCCAACUUAUGGUGACCUCAAUCAUCUUGUAAGUGCUACAAUGAGUGGAGUCACUACCUGCCUCCGUUUCCCUGGCCAGUUAAAUGCUGAUCUCCGCAAACUGGCUGUCAAUAUGGUCCCCUUCCCACGUCUUCACUUUUUCAUGCCUGGGUUUGCUCCCCUAACCAGCAGAGGCAGUCAGCAGUACCGUGCACUGACAGUGCCUGAGCUCACGCAGCAGGUGUUCGAUGCCAAAAACAUGAUGGCAGCCUGUGAUCCACGCCAUGGCAGGUACCUUACAGUGGCAGCUGUAUUCCGUGGACGUAUGUCCAUGAAAGAAGUAGAUGAGCAGAUGCUUAACGUUCAGAACAAGAACAGCAGCUACUUUGUUGAAUGGAUUCCCAACAAUGUCAAGACAGCUGUAUGCGACAUACCACCCCGUGGCCUUAAGAUGGCAGUGACCUUCAUUGGUAACAGCACUGCUAUUCAGGAGCUGUUCAAACGUAUCUCCGAGCAGUUUACAGCCAUGUUCCGUCGCAAGGCUUUCUUGCAUUGGUACACAGGAGAAGGUAUGGAUGAGAUGGAAUUCACAGAAGCAGAGAGCAACAUGAAUGAUCUGGUCUCCGAGUAUCAGCAGUAUCAAGAUGCUACUGCUGAAGAAGAGGAAGAUUUCAAUGAAGAGGCUGAAGAAGAAGCUUAGACACUUCCUACGGUUGCUGAAGUUUCUCUUUUUCACGUUUCCUCCUCCAUUCUCAGGCUGAGAAAGAUCUGUACCGAAGAGUAGUAUUUGUUUUAUAUUCAUCUUUUUUUCUUAGUUGUUUUCGUUGUCUGUAUUUCACUUUUCUCUUCUAUUCCCCUUCUCUGUGUUCUGCUUGUCAGUAAAGAUAGGUUGUGGCUUAAUUGGGGUGAACAGUUUAAGCUCUUACAGUAGGUAUUUGGUCUCAGCAUGCAGUAAUCUGCCUUUUAAUUUGGGUUUUAGAUUUUAAGAGGGUUUUAAUAUCCAUUUUGAAUUCCAUCUUUCCUGGCCUAAUGACAUGGUCAUUCUUGUGGCUGGGUGCUGGUUUCUGCAGCUACUUUUAGGUUACAAAGGAAACCUGUAUUUAGUCCCAUGGGACUUGACAAAACCCUGGCAGAUUUUGCUUUUGCAGAUCACAUUUAAGUGACUGGUGGCCAUUUUUACAUUUUGUCUUAAGUUAUUACAAUGGAAAUGAUUUAGUAAGUUUUAAAAGAAAUGUAACUGCAACUCCCAUCAUAUUCCCAGAUUAAACGAAUCCAUAGAUAUGGUUCUGUUUUGCUCUUUGUGGAAAUCCUAAGUAUGUAAAAUACCUUACUUCCAAUUAGACAAUAUAAAAUUAUAUUGCGGUUUCAAUGUUUAUCAAAUGCACUUAAUGCCCAUUACUGAGAAAUCUAUUGUUUGGUUGAUUUGGUUCGCUAUAAGCUACAUAAAUUAUGAAGGCAAACUAUCUGUUGGGUAACUGGCAUGGUUCAUACUGCUUGCAGUUGUAUGUUAAAGGAGUGCUCUGCAUUUACUUACUUAACGGGAAAUGUGCAGAAUAAUGCUAAAGAACCUCACACAGUGAUAUAGGGAUUAUUCCUUGUUCUCCUCUUAAAUAUGCUCUUCAGAUUUUUUUUUUUUCUUCUCUUGUUCCCAAUCCAUUUAUUUUUAUUUUACUGUUGCUUUUUCAUAUUGAAAAGAAGUCAAGCCUGUGACAGAAAAAAAAUAAUAAAACCCCUUUUUUUAACAUUG